AUGAAAGAGUGUGCAGAGUGAGAGAGCGAAAGAGAAACAGAGCGACAGCAGAGCACUCUGUAAACAGGCUGUCAGAGAAGAAAGUGCAGGGACAUUUUCAUCCGCUACAGCCAACACUGAAGGAUAAUCACAAGAGGCAGAGAGAGAGGGAGAGGACGAGAGAAGGUUUAAUUAAUUCAUGCAGGAGGGGAGGGAUGUUUCUGCUGCUGACUGAGCUGGUUCCAGCACUGCCUGAGCUCUGCUGCCUGUAGCAUUUUGUUUGUGAGCCCGUCUGUGCUCUCACUCAGAUCAGGCAGGAUUUGAUGGACACCAUCACCUGAACAAGCAGAGAUCACUCCAGUUGACAGGUCAUCAGUUGCUCAUCCGUGCGCACCUGUCACCUCACCACAGCAGAGCUACUCCGAUCCCAGCCCCUACCGGUGGCACGGCACGCACCUCACCUUCACACUGUCCUCGUCUUUGCAUCCCUCCCUUGUUUCGCCACUCCGCAUCGGGGGCACCAAUUCACCAUCUGCUCGUAAAGGAAAGCAAUAUGAACAUGCCAGAUCAUACCAUCUCUUUUUCAUACCUCACCUGAGGACAAUCAGCUUGGUUCCUCCAGCUCGCCGUGAGCGAUCUGAUCGGCGAAAUGGGAGACUGGGUGUGUCUGAGCCCAGCCGAAUUUUCCCAGCUGCAGCAGUACAGUGAGUAUUCCUCCAAGAAGCUUAAAGAUGUCCUGGAAGAGUUUCACGGAAAUGGUGUCCUCUCCAAGUACAACCCUGAACAGAAGCAAGAUGUUCUCAAUCAACCCAUCGACUACGAGGGUUUCCAGCUAUUCAUGGCGACCUACCUGGAGAAUGAUAUCCCUGAGGAACUGUGCAAACACCUCUUCACCUCCUUCAAGAGCAAGAAUGGUGGAGGCAGCUCCCCUGACGCCUCUCGAUCUGGAGCAGGCAUGCUGGGUAUGAAUGGGAAGAGUAUUUUGAGCGCUAUGAGCCGACAUACAUCAGAGAACUCUGCAGGGAUCACUCCAGGCUCAGGGGCCACCACAUCACCCUGCUCCUCCCGCUCCUCCUCACAGCGAUCAGGCACAGGAGGCCACACACCCAGAGGCCCCCACCGGUCGCCCGGCACGCAGCCCAAACCCCCAGCGGGCAGCAGCAGUAGCAAUGCUUUGGCUCUCUCCAAGACCACAAACUCCCCACGCCUCUCCCCAGAGCGUAAUCAAUCUGAGAAUCGUACAUCUCUCCGGAGGAGUCCUUCUCCACAGAAAGGCUCUCCAUCACCCCAAGUAGUCUUCCUUAAAGACAUUGUGUGCUACUUGUCUCUGCUGGAGAGGGGGACGCCAGAGGACAAGCUUGAGUUCAUGUUCAGGCUGUACGACACAGAUGGCAAUGGCCUGCUGGACAGUUCGGAGCUUGACCGUAUAAUAAACCAGAUGGUCCAUGUAGCUGAGUACCUGGAAUGGGACUCUACAGAACUGCGGCCGAUACUCAAGGAGAUGAUGGAGGAGAUUGACUAUGACAGGGAUGGAACGGUCACACUAGAGGAGUGGAUCAGAGGAGGAAUGACCACCAUACCACUCCUGGUACUGCUGGGAAUGGAGACGAAUGUACAGGAAGAUGGGCAGCACGUAUGGAGACUUAAGCAUUUCAACAAGCCAGCAUACUGUAAUUACUGCCACACUAUGUUGUUAGGAGUACGAAAACAGGGCCUUUGUUGCUCACUAUGCAAGUACACAGUUCAUGAGCGCUGUGUGUCCAAAGACAUUGCUCCUUGCAUUAGCACCUACGCCAAGUCCCGCAGACACACCAAUGAGAUGGCGCCCGCAGCUGAAUCAAUCAUCCAUUCAUUUUCCAAACCGCGCUGGUCCAGCAUUAUCAUACAGGCUAUGCAGCAUGUUUGGAUUGAGGGCAACUCCCCAACAAAAUGUGACAAAUGUCACCGCAGUAUCAAGUGCUAUCAAGGUCUAACAGGCCUUCACUGUGUUUGGUGUCAAAUCACUCUCCAUAACAAGUGUGCGUCCAAUGUGAAGCCCGAGUGUGAUGGUGGACCGUUAAAAGAUCACACACUCCUGCCCUCGUACAUCUGCCCUGUUGUUCUGGACCGUCAACCUGCUGUAAAAAGAGGUGAAGGAGAAUCAUCCCCCAGUACCAGCCCUGAGGACACCAGCCAGUGUUUCAAGUUCACCGGGGACGGUCAGGCACUGCAGAUAACCCCUCUGCCUGGAACGCACCCCCUUCUUGUGCUGGUUAAUCCUAAGAGUGGUGGUCGGCAGGGUGAGAGGGUGCUGCGGAAAUUCCAGUACCUGCUUAACCCCAGACAGGUGUACAGUUUGGAACAAGGAGGACCCAUGGCGGGGCUCAACUUUUUUCGAGACGUGCCUGAUUUCCGUGUGCUGGCCUGUGGAGGCGAUGGAUCAGUGGGGUGGAUUUUGGACUGCAUUGAUAAGGCCAAUUUUGCUCGGCACCCGCCUGUUGCCAUCCUGCCUCUGGGGACCGGGAAUGACCUCGCUCGCUGCCUGCGCUGGGGCGGAGGCUAUGAAGGAGGCAGUCUGCUUAAGUUCCUCAGGGAUAUCGAGCACAGCACCGAGGUGAUGGUUGACCGCUGGAACAUCGACAUUGUCCCUGAUGAUAAGGAGGAGAAGGGAGAUCCUGUACCCUACAGCAUAGUGAACAAUUACUUUUCCAUCGGAGUGGACGCAUCCAUAGCGCAUCGCUUCCACUUAAUGAGGGAGAAGCAUCCAGAGAAGUUCAACAGCAGAAUGAAAAACAAGUUGUGGUACUUUGAAUUUGGCACCACAGAGACCAUCUCAGCCACUUGUAAAAAGCUGAACGAAACCAUUGAGGUGGAGUGUGAUGGCAUCAUCUUGGAUCUCAGCAGCACGUCUCUGGAGGGUAUCGCUGUGCUCAAUAUUCCCAGCAUGCACGGGGGCUCCAACCUGUGGGGCGAGACCAAGAAAAGACGGAAUUACAAUCGUAUGAGUAAGAAAGUGCCAGAGAGAAUGACUGGCAGCACUGUCACCGAUGCCAAGGAGCUCAAGUUUUGUGUGCAAGAUCUGAGUGAUCAACUUCUGGAGGUGGUGGGUUUGGAGGGAGCCAUCGAGAUGGGUCAGAUAUACACGGGUCUUAAGAGCGCUGGGCGGCGCCUUGCACAGUGUUCCAAUGUCACCAUCAGGACAUCCCGGCUGCUGCCCAUGCAGAUCGAUGGAGAACCGUGGAUGCAGCCUCCAUGCACGAUACGGAUCACGCACAAAAACCAGGUGCCCAUGCUGCUUGGACCGCCACAGAAAACUCCCUUCUUCUUCUUCAAGAAGCGCAACAGAAGUCGGGACUAAAUGUGGGACUCCAAAAAUCAGCCACUCUUCUACAAUCAUACAAACACACUCAAGCAUCACCACCUUCCUCAGCCUCUUCUUUGUCUUUGGCUAGUGGGACCCAAAGAGAAGACACUUUUCAAACACUUUUGUGGAACAAAUCAAUACAAAUACAACACUGUAAUGGUCCUCUAAUGGACUCCAUCUCCCAACACAGCCUGGCUGAACCAGUUCAACGGACCCUCUCUGAGUGUCAUGACCACUUCCUGUGUCUUAUCAUCCAGAACGUCUUAUCACAGGCUCGUGACCUGUAAGCUAUGACUCAAUUCCAACCAAAUUCCCCCCUACCAGUAGGCCACUGCCUUGGGAUCACACUGUGUGCCCUCUCCCUCCUCUUGAGACGGCUCAUCAGAAGAUACUGCCAAUUUCCAAGAGAAAAAGAGAGAGAGGCAGGACCAGCAGAGCAAGAGACUCACCCAGUAAAUGUACAAGAAGUGUGUUCAAGUGAAAAGAGAAUGAGAGCGAGAGACACCCUGGCACGAUGAGAGUUGGUGGUGCACAUAUGGACGUCACUGGGCCCUGGCUUAGUCUAGCAGGACCAGGGAACAAACUUUCCUCCUAAAGGAGCUUACUGAAUUAUACAUCAGUGCAUGCAAAGCACUCAUUCCAGUGCCUCUCCAAGGCCCUACAAAGAUGCAAACUCAUCCAUUAUGAAGAUGUUUAUGGGGGUCUGCUGAUAGGGAUAGGUUAGACUGGCCUGAAACAGAUGUAACAUUUCAGCUUCUGUAGUUUGCCCCAGGCAUUUUUGGUGUUCGCCCUCAGGCCGCAAAACUGACCAGUGAAAGUUGUUACAGUUAGCUGGAUGUUUAUUUAAUCCUAUACUCCCCUCUAAAACAACAGUGCUAGCGCUAAGUGUGGAGAAUGGACCUUUAAAAAAAAUACAAUUUAAGUUUAGAGAACCCUUAGAAAAGAGAAUAAUUGUACUAAAACAGUUUUACCAAUUAUCGUUUAUUAGCAAUGUGGCAAUUUGUGCAAUAAUUUGUAUUAUUUGUAUUUUUAAGCAAAAUCUAAAAUAUUGUGCCAUUAAGUUUAGGAGAAGAUUCCAUGUGAUUUUCAUUGAAAUACCCUGCUGAUCUUGUUGCACCAGCCUAUGCUGGUUUGCCUGCCUGUUGGUUGGUUUUAGAGGGGUUUUGGGCACUUUUCAGAUAGUCAGGCUGGGAGACUAGCAGGUUACCCAGCUAGACCAAAUAAAGACCAUCUUGACAGCCUUUUCUCACCAACACAAACAUUUGGCAUGAAAAUUCGGCCCGAUUUUCACACGUGUUUCGUUUGUUCAGAACAGUACGAAAAAUGGCACACUGGCAGAUUGAAAAUGCAACUUCACUCUCUAACAGUAGGUGGCGCUUACAGAAAAGCAGAAAUAAAGUACUCUGUUCAUGAGCACCACCAAGUCGUAGUUUUAUGUAACCGCAGUGGCUCUGCACAUGUGACCAAAAGCGCAAAUCUUAAGCCCAAAGUAUACUUCGGCCAUCCGCGUUCCGCGUCGGUCCGCACACUCUCCGUGUAAAAGUAAUUUAUGUCAUCAGGAGAGUCCGCGGAUGUCCCCACACCCCAUCCCAUUUUUGUGACCGCGUAUACAACAGUGUGUGUGUGAGCGACUUGAGCGCUUGAAAACAAAAUCCUCUAGAUAGUGUGCACGCGCCGAACGCAUCUGUCCGUGCUCAUGACCAAAGAAGUGUACUUUAAAAGGCUUGCGCGUUCAACUGUGCGCAAGACGGAGCGGAUCUCAGAAAAAUGAAGUAUACCCCGGCCUUUACUGGUUGAUUUCUUGUGAUUAUAAAACCACAUUAAAAUGUUUAUCGCACUGAAUUUUUGCACCAAACAUUCUUCUUGGUUUGAGCAGACUAUUAACCAGCUAAGACCAGCAAACCAGUUUAGGCUGUUUUGGGCAGGUUUUAUCAGCAAGGUACAAUUUGAAUUAAAUUAUUUACAAAUGGAACAAUAAGGAAAUAAUGGUAAUGUUUUAUAACAUUAGUUAAUGCAUUAGAUGUCAAAAACUAGCAUUGACGAUGUAUUUACAGCAUUUAUUAAUCUAGUUUAACCCUAAUUUAUACUGUUGUUCAUUGUUAAUUCAUGUAUAUUCUAAAGAUAUUAAAUAAUGUUCACCUAAAUAUUUGAAUUAUGUUGAAAUUAGCAUUGACCAAGAAUAUUAAAUGCUGUAAAAAUAUUAUUAAUUGUUAAUUUAUUCCAAAUGCAUUAAAUAAUGUUAACAAAUUGAAUCAUAUUAUAAGGUGUUACAAAAAUAAGAAUUUAAGGAAAAUGUAUUUCUGAGAAAGUCUCCACUGUAGCUUACAGCAUCUCCAUUCAGAGACGGGCUGAAUUCGAUCCAGCGCUGGUAUUAACACUGAAUCCUUUGGACCUCGUCUGUCACAACAAGCUACUGCAGUGGGGUUUGAUUUACUGCUGCAUGGACAGAGCCUAAAUUUAACUUCCUAUUUCAGGGAGUGAAACACUAUUCCUAAUUGCAGCAUGAAAACAUCAGCUCUCAAUUUCAGGUCAACAGUUAAACGGGUGUGAUAGCGGUCCAGAUGAAUGCAAAGAACGGAAGUUACUUACAGUUACCGUCAACAACAGUGACUUCAAGAUGCAAAAAGUGAGCUUUUUCAUUUUUAGCCCUUCUGAGAAGGCCCGUAAAGAGUAUUUAACUAAAAGAUGCCCACCAUGUAUCAGUAUUUGUAUAAUCCAAGAGCCUUGUAUGCAUAUAUAUAUAUAUAUGAAUGUGUUUAAAGGUAUAACUUAAUAUAGUAUCAGAGAUUAGCAGUGAUACCUUAUGGGUCACAUGAUUGACUGUAGCCAUCAGGCAGAUGUGCCUGAUAUAGAUCAACACGCGGUGAUCAUCAGAUGCUUUCGCAGUGUGCCGUAGGGUGCAAAGGUCUGUGUUGGAACUGUAUAUAUAUUUCACCAAUACAGAACUGGGGUCAGAUUGACUUAAAGUUCAGGUGUGGGCUUUUGAAACUGAGCUCUUACCAGGGUUAGCAGGUUAAUGUUCCCUUUAAAGAACACUGAACCGCAGAAGCAACGCCAGUGUCCUAAAAAAUGCUAAUCUCUCCAUAUGACCACAGAAAUGACGUCCACCUCCAGUCCUUGGGUUUAUCAUAGAAGUUAAUGGUGGAUUUGGCAAAUAGAGCUCCAUUGUUUCUGCGGUCAUUGGACAGAUGGUUUAUCCUGUAUGACAGUCUGGUGUUUAAAGAAUGGCGGUUUGGUUACGAGUGCAUGUUUACAACUACUUUUCUUUUUACAGUUUAGAAUGAUUUUAAACAGUCAUGUAUAUAUAGAUAUUGUUUAUAUUUUCUCUAAAGUUUAACCACCGCAUGCCUGCUGAAACAAAGAAGACAAAGACGUCUGCUUGAAGAGAGACCACGCUGAUUGUUGUUACCUUAUUAGUUUCACAUGAUUAUAUUUUGGACCCUAUCCAAGCCCUUUGUAUCUAUCCACUGUACUUUUCCUUGAUUCGUUAGUAGCAUGUUCAUUGUACAAGUACCUCUGUGGCUGUUCUUUGUUCUGUUUAGUAUUUUGUAGACAGAGGUUUGGCGCCAAUAUAUGCUGAGCAAAGGGCAACUGAGGAAUGUCACUUACGAGAAAUGUCAUUUCUAAAUCAUACCAAUGUCCCAUUCUGUGUCAUUUCUGUGAAUAACUGAUAGCCUUAACUUACCAAUACAAAAUAGCGUUUUGCCUGGAGCAAAGAAUUUUGCAAUACAAGUCACUGAAAAAUCAACCAAAUGAAGGGGAAAAAAAGAGAGGUCAACAUCUGUUUUGCCGUGUUGCAAUAACUCAUUUUUGUUAGUGUCAUCACACCGGCCUACUCGCUCUCAGCUCUCAGAGAAGGGAGGUGAUAGGAGCUCCAUGAUCUCCGGCACCACAUAUGUCUUCAUUUGUGGACUGACUGACUUUUAUCUAUUAUUUUUAGCUAUCCGAAAACUGUGAUUGCUCAAUCUGCCCAUCACUGUCUCUUUUCUCAUAACAAUAAUCCGAUUUUAUCUGUCAAAACCUUGCUGCCUCUUGCAGGGUUGUGCUCUAUUCAGAAUUGAAUUGAGAAUGCCUUUUAAAUUCUAAUUAAAUUUCUGAAUCUGAAUUUAGGUAGCAAACAGGAUGCAGAAUUGCAUUUGGAAUGUGAAUGUAAGAAUAUGAAUUUAAAAUUAAUAGAAAUUCAAAGGGGUUCAUAAAAUUGUCAUUUUUAAACAAAAAACUUUGUGGCUUGACAAAUCCUUAUUCCUUAAGUUUUGCAAAAAUGUCUUGAAGUCUCAGGGUUUGUUGAACUUAUGGACAGAACGAUUGAUUGAUUGAUUGAUUGAUUGAUUGAUUGAUUGAUUGAUUGAUUGAUUGAUCGAUUCCUGUCAUUCCAUUUCAAAUUCAUGUGGGACGUGGGCAAUUCUAUUCAAAUUUUCCAACUCAUGAGAUAAAAGGGAGCUGAUUCUUCAGUUCUGAAUUUUGCCCAACCCUGGCCUCUUGAGAUUUUUAAGGAUGGUGAACCAGAAUCCGGGACUCAAAUAUGAUGUUAACUUUAUCUUCUAAGCAUCGCGUUGCCCUCUAACAGUGAGAACCGAACAGAUUCUCUCUCUCUCUCUCUCUCUCUCUCUCUCUGUCUCUCUCUCUCUCUCUCUCUCUCUCUCUCUCUCUGCUCGUCUUACCGGUCUCUUAGAGACCGUUAUGGCUUAUCUCAGUGUAGCUCUAUUUUUAGCUGGGACAGAUGAACAGUAUUGAGCGGCACUGAUGCAGUAGAGGCCAUAUCAACCCUGAAUGUGAUGUUCUACAUGUGUGUUAACUCACUGUCUUAUUCCUGCCUUAGGGUUAGUGUGGUUUGUAGCAGUUCAUCUGUGUGGUAGGCAACAAAGUUCAAGGACUGGAGUCCUGCAGGCUGAGAUGGGGUUAAAGGGUGAAUCGUGCCCUUGACAGACCCACUUAGACUCUGUUACUCUGUUUCUUGUAAGCUGUUGGCAUCCAUGUUAAUGGACAAAAGAGUUUUAUUGAAUAAACAAAGAGACUGAA
Molecule: messenger RNA, 8341 nt
Organism: Ctenopharyngodon idella (grass carp)
Lineage: Eukaryota; Metazoa; Chordata; Actinopteri; Cypriniformes; Xenocyprididae
Gene: dgkg
Product: diacylglycerol kinase gamma
Exons: 27
Coding region: 629-3316 (895 amino acids)
Biological process (GO): lipid phosphorylation; intracellular signal transduction; diacylglycerol metabolic process
Cellular component (GO): plasma membrane
Molecular function (GO): calcium ion binding; ATP-dependent diacylglycerol kinase activity
Source: RefSeq, a predicted model, not a curated record